Molecule: messenger RNA, 757 nt
Organism: Loa loa (African eye worm)
Lineage: Eukaryota; Metazoa; Nematoda; Chromadorea; Rhabditida; Onchocercidae
Exons: 4
Coding region: 1-600 (199 amino acids)
Source: RefSeq, a predicted model, not a curated record
AUGUUUGGUAAAGGAUUCCGGUUAUUCAGUUACGGAACCGUAAGGAUCCCGAUUGCAUUUGGUGGGUCAUUGAGCUGGUUGGAAUUUAGUCUGAUCGAAUAUGAAGCCAUUUCACUCAUUCUUGCACCCAUUUUAGCCAUUUUACAAGGUCUUCAAGUGUUGCAAGUACAAAAGUGUUAUCAUACUCUUAAUACCAGUCAACCAGAAACAUUCAUCCUCCACUUUACAGGCUUGACAGCGCUUGGUCUAUCAGUUCCAGCAUUUCACAGCUGGAUCAAUUCGACGAUCUCAGCUGAUGCUUCAUGGGAAUCCAUCGAUUACUUAUUAAUUGGCAUAUCCAUAAUGUUCAUGCCUUAUUAUAAAUACUCCGAAAUGUGGCUGCAGCUUAAUCUAACAGCUUAUGAUUUUAUGGUUUUGGAACAAGCCAAAUUUUGGGCUGCAAGUAUCGGGCAGUGGUUCGUGCAAAAUAUGGCGCACGCAACGGUGUUUGCUCUUACUGGGAAAAUUGUGAUGCUGGGCGCUUUGGUGCGAUAUUUCACUGAAAUUAAACGUCUGCAAAGGACUGAUUACAAUGAUCUUUCACCAGCACUAUUUAAUUAAUAACUUAUAUACAUUUAUGCCUUUUCGACUUUUAUAAAUUUCAUCCGCAAAUGUCAAUUGUAUUUACGGUUCGACUUUGGUCUUCGAACCAAAUUUUUCCACCGUAGCCCAGGCAUAUAAUUGUAUAUAACAUUGUUAUGUCUCUAUGAAAGUGUCG